AUGGCAAAUGAGGCCAAUCUCUUCUUAGGAUUGCCAAUAGCAUCCAUCAAAAGGCACUUUGAUCAGUCAACUGAAGUGUGUCAAGGAAUUGCUCAAAGGUUCAGGAUGGAGGAUAUUGAGACCACUGAGAUAGCUAUGAGGGUACAGAAGUAUCUUGUGAGGUGGAAGGACCUGGUCCUUACUCUUCUUCUGGAGAUAACUUCAGCUUGGAUAGAUAUGCUGAAGAUAUUUGAACUGGAGGAAAUAGUUGAAAAUGACGAUAGGAUAGAGGUGUCAAGUCAAGGCAAGGGUGCUGAAGUCUCAAGGAUAGAAGAGGUGGUACCUGUUACUGAAAUAAGGGUUUCAGAAGAAAAGCCCCAAAAUUUAGGAAAGAUUGUGUCAGGUGGUGGUGCGUUUGUAAGUGAUAAAGUAGAAAACUUAAAAGACUUUGUUGACAAUGUGGUCCGUGAUGUUGCUGAAUUGGGAAGUGAAAAUGUGAAAGUUGGUUUGGACAAUGCUUUGGUUUGGACAAUGCUGGGAAAGGAUUCUCAGAAAGGGGACCGGGUUCCUCAAAAUCGUCUGAAAAGAGAAGAGUACAAGAAGGAAGAGAAGGUAAAAACUGCUAAUUUAAGCCGAUUAAGAGAUGAGGAAGAAGUGGUGACUGUGCUUGAGACACAGGAGGAAGAAGAGGAGCAGACUCUUUUGGAAAGGAAAAAUUCUAAAAGAAAAGGAAAAUAUGUAGUUGAAAAGGAGAAAACUACAGUGAGUGAGGUGGAAAUUGAGAAAGAUGUUACUGAAGUGAACAAAGGGAAGAGAGCUUAUAAGUCCCUAAGGAAAAGGAAGAGCAACAAGUCCGAAGAGGCAGGUUCAUCCAAAAGGAGAAAGGUGAAUGUAAGCAACGAACCUGGUUCUUCCAAACAAGGAAAAAUGAGGAAGGAUGAAGAAAAAUUGAGGCAAGAAAAUCUAAGAGGGAAAAAGGUGUUGCUUGGAAGAGUGUUUGAUCCUGAGGUGGCUGGACACCAAGGAUUAGACGAGUUGAUGGAUAUUUUGAGAGCUCAACAAUGGGACCAUCUACUUGAAGGUCCUGCGUUAGCCUAA
Molecule: messenger RNA, 1077 nt
Organism: Lycium barbarum (goji berry)
Lineage: Eukaryota; Viridiplantae; Streptophyta; Magnoliopsida; Solanales; Solanaceae
Exons: 6
Coding region: 1-1077 (358 amino acids)
Source: RefSeq, a predicted model, not a curated record